GAGCGUCUUGUCCAAUGAUCCUGUCAGCGGUGCAGCGCCGGGCCGCGCCGCAGUGUCUGGCAGCGCAGUCACCGCGACGUUAGCUGCUGCUGCCGCCAUGAGGAAGGUCAGCGUUGUCUUGGUCCGGCAUGGUGAAACAAGAUAUAAUAAAGCAAAACUCCUUCAAGGACAAGGGGUGGAUGAACCACUGUCCCAGUUUGGUUUCAAGCAAGCUGAAGCUGCAGGCAAGUUUCUCAGCAACAUCAAGUUCACUCAUGUUUUCUCAAGCGACCUACAGCGUGCUAAGCAGACGGCAUCUACUAUUGUAUUAAAAAAUAGUAUUGGAUCUAAACUUGAAAUAAUCUGUGAUACAAGGCUUCGAGAAAGAAAAUAUGGGAUUGUUGAAGGAAAGCCCCUGAACGAACUCAGGGCGAUGGCAAAGGCUGCAGGACAGAAGUGUCCUUUUUUCACACCACCAGGAGCUGAGACUGUGGAUGAAGUUCAGGCUCGUGCAGAGGAUUUUUUAAGUCAUUUAUGUCAACUUCUUAUGAAAAUUACAGAAAAAGAUAGUGCACCAGAGCAGCUUGAUAAAGUUGCUGAUGAUUCAGGAGAUUCGCACACUUCACUAAAAAAUCCAAGCUGUGUGGACUUAAAUGGUUCUGAUAUAAAUGAUGACAAUUCGGAUACCCCAGUGGCUAGCGUGCUUAUAGUCAGUCACGGUGGAUUUAUUCGGCAAUGGGUUAGGCAUUUUGUAGAGGAUCUGAAAUGUCUUUUACCACAAUCCUUUGACGAGUCGAAGGCAUUUUCUGUCUGUCCAAAUACGGCAGUAAGCAGUUUUACCCUUACUUUUAAUCAGGUAGUUAGCUCUUCUCCUUCCAUAAUAUGCAACUAUUUAUAUAAUUGUAGCCAUCUUGAUGGCAUUACUCUGUAAAGCCAAGGAAAUAACUUAUUCUUCAUUGACAUGUUGUAAAAAAUAUAUACAAGUAUGUAAGCUCAAUAGAUAAAAUUAAUUUGUAUUUAAAUGGUACUGAGAAAGUAACUUAUUUUAGGAAACAUCCUUAAAUUUUUUUUUUUAAAUUCAAUUUGCAGCAAAAGAUUGUCUAUGGUCUAUAUCGUGUGGUGAAUCUGUACUUAUCAAUGUAUAUUUGAAGGCAUAGGGAAGAGUACUAUUUGUUUAUUGAAGACUGGUUACUGAUUGAUCCUGUGAUAUAUUCUUCAUGGCAUUUUGACCAUAUUGUCCAAAGAAAUAGUUUAUAUCGCAACCCUUAGAAACCAGAAUAUAAUAUUUGCAAUCUGGCCUUCAUAUUAAUAGCACAAAGCUUAUUAACGGAACUAAAGUACCUUGAAAGUUAUCAUUACUGAUUAUAAACUGUGUGCUGCAUUAAAUUGUUUACCCCAGUAGAUAUUAAUAUGUAAACCAAAUCCAUUUAAACAUGAAAAUUCAAUUUGAAGUGAUAUUUAUAAGGAAAUAAAACUAAACUAACCCAAUAAUGUUUGCUGUGACAGAAAUGAAAAUAAAUUAAACUUGCCAUGUCACAAC
Messenger RNA from Amblyraja radiata (thorny skate), 1519 nucleotides. Its product is annotated as fructose-2,6-bisphosphatase TIGAR. Gene Ontology annotation, molecular function: fructose-2,6-bisphosphate 2-phosphatase activity. The transcript has 6 exons. NCBI's taxonomy places the organism in Eukaryota, Metazoa, Chordata, Chondrichthyes, Rajiformes, Rajidae. Gene Ontology annotation, cellular component: cytosol. Bases 98 to 910 code for a protein of 270 amino acids. Gene Ontology annotation, biological process: regulation of pentose-phosphate shunt; negative regulation of glycolytic process. The record is from RefSeq and is a predicted model, not a curated record.